Molecule: messenger RNA, 353 nt
Organism: Lobosporangium transversale
Lineage: Eukaryota; Fungi; Mortierellomycota; Mortierellomycetes; Mortierellales; Mortierellaceae
Exons: 3
Coding region: 59-319 (86 amino acids)
Source: RefSeq, a predicted model, not a curated record
AAUCGACUUUUUUUUCCUUGAACAUUUUUUUUUUGUGCCUUCCAUUCUUUUUCUCCCAAUGUCGUUCUUUCUCCCAAACAAAUUGAAUCCUCAGGGUCAAAAGCUUUUAACUAUUAUCCUGUCUUUGCCUAUCUUUGUCUCCUCCUCUUAUGUUCUUUACAAGCGCUUGGUACUAGAGGAAAAUCCUCGCGGACCUGUCACAAAGAACAAUGAUCUUCUUGCUCAGUAUCAGAAGGACAAAGAGCGAGACUUUCAGCACCAACAACAGCAUCAACAGCAAGAGCAAUAUUCAAACACAUCAUCAUCGCGCAAUAUAUAGGGGAUUCUUAUUAUCAUAAGGAAUAAAUUGUUAU